AUGGGCCACGGCACCCAAGAUCGACCACCUGCAUCUCAACAUCGUUCACGAGCAAUGAGGAAUUAUUAUUUCUUUUUGUCGUUGAGACAUGUUGCAAAGCCCAAGUUCGCUCAAAAGUCUUGGCAGCGGCAGUACCAAACUUCGACUUGUCGCUUCGAUUCUGCGUCUUCCAACAACACCACACUUUCAUUUUCGACGACCGGCGAGCUCCACCUCGACGGCAGAACAACGGCUCGUGAGCAAAUACAAGACGUCACAGGCUCUCGAUCACUGGACGGCUCACCCUCACCCAUCAGCGUGUUGGUCGUGCCCUACUCGCCGACACUUCCGAUCACUUACCUCGAGUCACCAUGGCUGUCGAUGAAUGCCAGCGUCAAGUUGAAGACGAUGUUUCAUCCGGUGGAGGAAGCUGAGGAGAACUGGACCAAGCAGAGCAGAGACUUCCAGUCCGCGGACACCUACAUCCGCCAGCCAGAACCGGACGGCGGCUUCGUCAUCAAUGGCCCAGAGCCAAUUAAUGGCGCUGUUGCGAACCCGAUCAUCUUCACGGACACGAAGCUGGGCAGGUGUAUCAAGUACAAGACUGGAAAAGGCAAGGCCAUCGCCAUCCUCAACUUGAGCAACGUCAUUCCCAAGUCAAGCUGCAACGACAUGCUUCUCACACAACCUCCCAUCAAGAGCGUCGGCUUCGUCAAUUCCACACGUGAGUACUUCCAGAACGGAUGCGUGGUGGUCAACUCAGAUGGCGUCACGGUGGAAGAAAUCUUGGAGAAGUGUGGUCCAUCUGCUCAUGUCGCUGUCGACCUUGGGAAUGUGAAGGUCAUGGAGCUGGAGUACAUGGAGAGGAUGAGAGCAAAGGGGCGGUACAUGGAGACUUGGCUGACCUGUAUACGUGUUCCCCAUUUCGAUCGUAUACUUUACAUCAUGAGGUGCGGUGGUCCACUCCACACACUGAAAGCCAGCUUCUCGGCCAUGUCGACACACGACUUCGCCCGCUUCUCCUUCGCUUCAUCAACUUCUACACAUCACAAUAUUCGACCCCCUCCCACCGCCAGACUACUGUCGCAUACCUAUCUACCUCAUCGACUGCGUAGUCACAGCUAUAUCCACAGAGACACCAUGGCUUCUGGCAAUGAGAUGACUCCUAUCGAAGAGACUUUUAACAUCACCGAACUGCUUGAGGGCCUCCUCCUCCAAGUUCCUGAGGGCCAGGCACGUCGCAUGCACAGCUAUCGCAGCAAGACCAUUUCUAUCACCAACAACAUUGAAGGAUCGAUUCAACUCCGGCGCCGGCUGUGGUUCGAUCCAGCGCCAGUACCUCACCACGGCGACCACUGGUUGCUGAACGACAACACGCGCCAGAUCACGUCUCUGGUUCCCACGCAACCGCUGCUGCUAGGGCCACAUCUUCACCUAUGUCAACCGUAUACCUUCAACCGCGACUACUUGAACGACUCGGCGAACGGACCUCUCUUCCCAAGCCAGAUGCACCCAAACAGAGCAAAUGGCACUUUGGCAAUCAACGAUGAUGUGUUCUUCAUCCGCGAUGGACGUAAGGACUUGGACUGCUUCAUAGUCCAGCCACCACUCACAUCUGCGAGCAUUUUACACGACGGAGCCAGCGUUCUUGUUUUCAACCUGAACGGCAUCAGAGUGAGAGACGUGCGCGACGCCAUGAAGAGGGCAGAUCCAGCUGCGCGCGAGGAUUGGAAGAUUUGGAUCGCUGGUGCCGUUUUCGUACCUCAAUCUGCCAUCACCCACGUCAGGGAAUAUGGCUACCUUGAAGUAGCGAAAGGGCUUGGGGAGCUGUUCCACGACAAUACCCUGCACUGGAAUGCCCCUCAAGGCACCAACAAGCAAGUGCGGCAGCGAAUAUACCGCCACCUGGCACCGUCAGACCUUUUGAAAGUCCAACAAAUCAGCAAGCCUGUACGCGAUGCCAUGGACUGUCCUGCUGUGAAGGAACUUCUUUUCUAUACCCCCUCUCAGCAACAGCAAACUUGGGUGAUCGACAUGCAACAGCCCAUCCAGCCUCUCGUUGGCCGCUUGACCGACCCCAGCGAUGUGCAUAGAUUAUGGUGA
Molecule: messenger RNA, 2082 nt
Organism: Zasmidium cellare ATCC 36951
Lineage: Eukaryota; Fungi; Ascomycota; Dothideomycetes; Mycosphaerellales; Mycosphaerellaceae
Exons: 4
Coding region: 1-2082 (693 amino acids)
Source: RefSeq, a predicted model, not a curated record